Messenger RNA from Aspergillus fumigatus Af293, 993 nucleotides. Its product is annotated as putative cytochrome P450 oxygenase. The transcript has 2 exons. Gene Ontology annotation, molecular function: iron ion binding; oxidoreductase activity, acting on paired donors, with incorporation or reduction of molecular oxygen; monooxygenase activity. Bases 1 to 993 code for a protein of 330 amino acids. The record is from RefSeq and is a predicted model, not a curated record. NCBI's taxonomy places the organism in Eukaryota, Fungi, Ascomycota, Eurotiomycetes, Eurotiales, Aspergillaceae.
AUGGAUUUUAUGUCUCCUGCCGCAAUUUUGACAUUUGUCAAGGAGCAAUUCGCCAUGUUUAUCAUACUACUCCUCAUAUUCAGUUUGAUUUUGCGCAGUUUUUAUCGUCUGUAUCUUCACCCUCUCCGUCAUAUACCAGGCCCAAAGUUGGCGGCAAUUUCUCAUGCCUAUGAGUUCUAUCACGAUGUGAUCAGAGGAGGACUAUUUGUUUGGGAAAUUGAAAAGAUGCAUAAAAAAUAUGGUCCAAUUGUGCGGAUCAACCCCCGAGAAGUCCACAUCAAAGAUCCAUAUUUCUACGAUGAGCUUUAUGCGCCGAUCAGCGGGAUGCGAGACAAAGACCCAAAAUCUGUAGUGAUCUUUAGUGCGCCCACCUCAUUAGUCGCAACAGUUGGUCAUCAAACGCAUCGCAUGCGCCGGAAGUUACUAAAUAACUUCUUCUCAAGGCGGUCAAUUGAGAAUAUUGAGCCAGUUAUCCACAAUUCACUCUCAAGAUUCCUAGACGGUCUUACUACAGCCUACAAAGAAGGCAGCGUAGUAGAGUUGAUCGACAGACUACAAGGGUUGACAGGCGAUGUGAUAACAGAAUAUGCGUAUGGAGAGAACUAUGGGCUCCAAGAUCCUGAGAACUAUGGCAAAGGCAUUGUCAAGGUUGUCCAAGAAGGGACGGACCAGAUUCACUUCUUUAGGUUUUUCCCUCUUGUUUCGCAACUCUUGCGAAUUAUACCCUCAUGGUUUAUGGGUCAGGUCUUCCCGGCCCGAGCGGCAAUAUAUCAGCUGCUGGAUGGCGUACGGAAGCAAUCAAUCCUCGCGCUUCAGCAGAAGAAUGUUUCCACGGCUCCCCAGAGGAUGACCAUUUUCCAAGCUCUUACGGCUCCAGAGGUACCGCCCGAGGAAAGAAAUCUGCAGCGCCUCCAGGAUGAGGGACUGGUUUUGUUUGCUGCCGGUACAGAGACCACGGCGACCACCUUAGCUGUGGCAUUAUUUUACAACUAG